AUACCAAGCAAUACUCGACACCGGGCGAGUAUUAUACCAACUAAAUAUAUCUGUUCACUUGGCUCCUGUGGUGCUAGUAACACGCGUACCUAUCCACACACAUACACACGCCUGUGAGGUAGACACACGUACCUCUCAUACACAUACACACACACACACACACACACACACAGACGUACGCAAGAUGAUGUACGUAUUGUUCGAGUCCGCAUCAGGCUAUGGUCUCUUCGAGAUGGCCGAAAGCGAAGGCAUUGCGCUGAAAAGCAAAUCCGUACAGGAAGCUGUAACAGAUCUAUCGCGUUUCGGAAAAAUAUGUAAACUCAAGGCAUUUGCCCCAUUUCGCUCAGCUAUCGAAGCGUUGGAGAACAUCAACUGCAUCUCUGAAGGUAUAUUGCACGAUUACCUGCGUGACUUCCUAGAGGCCAACCUGCCUAAAGCCAAAGCCGGCAAGAAAGCCAAGUACACACUUGGUAUUGCCGACUCUAAGUUGGGUACACAGUUGUCUGAAACACUUAAUGUACAAUGCGAAGGAGGUGAUUUGACCAAAGAGAUUAUUCGAGGCAUUCGAUUGCAUUUCGAGAAGAUGAUCACAGCCAUGCGACCGGGAGACUAUACCAAGGCCCAACUGGGUCUGUCUCACAGUUACUCGCGAUCGAAAGUGAAAUUCAAUGUCAACCGUGUAGAUAACAUGAUUAUUCAGGCUAUUUGCUUGCUAGAUCAGCUCGAUAAGGACAUAAACACGUUCUCCAUGCGCGCCAAGGAGUGGAACUCGUAUUGCUUCCCCGAGUUAGCGAAGGUGGUGGCUGAUAACUACCUGUACGCCAAAACCGCUCGAUUCGUUGGAGAUAAGAACAAACUCACAGAGGAACACCUCGAGGAGCUCGAAGAACUAGUCGGUGAUACCGCCAAGGCCAAGCAGGUACUGCAAGCCUCGCGUGCCUCUAUGGGCAUGGACGUAUCCGAGACCGAUCGAAAUAGCAUCAACGCGUUCCUGGACCGUGUCAUCUCACUGUCUGAGUACCGCAUGAAGCUCAACGAGUACCUGUGCACCAAGAUGGAUCAGGUAUCACCUAACCUGGCCAAGCUGAUCGGUCCCAUUGUGGGGGCGCGUCUGAUCUCACAGGCUGGUUCGCUGACCAACCUGGCCAAGGCCCCGGCCUCGACGGUGCAGAUUCUGGGUGCGGAGAAGGCCCUUUUCAGAGCCCUCAAGACAAAGGGAAACACCCCCAAGUACGGAUUGAUCUACCACUCGACAUUCAUUGGUCGUGCGGCGGCUAAGAACAAAGGACGCAUCUCGCGUUUCUUGGCGAACAAGUGCACGAUCGCCUCCAGAAUCGAUUGUUUCUCAGAUGUACCCACAAGUAAGUUCGGAGAGGUUAUGCGUGACCAAGUUGAGGAAAGAUUAGCCUUCUACGAGACCGGAGUGGCCCCACAGAAAAACCUAACUGUCAUGCAAGAUGCGGCUGAGGAAGUACGAAAGGAGAACGGCGAGGUAAAGCCAACCAAGAAGCGCUCGAGGGACGAGGACUCUGAGGAGAAGCCCUCCAAGAAGAUCAAGAAGGAGAAGAAGUCCAAGAAGACCGAGGAUAAGAAGGAGAAGAAAUCUAAGAAGAGCAAAAAGAGCAAGAAGGAGUAAGCGAGAGGAAAUAUUAGUUCUUCCGCCCUAAUCAUGUACGGUGCUGCAGCUACCAAGUAACUGCGGAUUAUUUGGAGGUUCGACUCAUCAACCCCGCUCACAAGAAGAUUCAGUGCCAACAUACUUGAUUUAUAUACCCUUAUAUAUAUGUAUAUAUAAGUAUAUUGCAUGCCCAUAUCUGGUGUAAUGUGCCUUUGGUUGGUAUGGCUUCCAACUAUGUGUGGUAUGCAGUAUGCUGUUAAUAACGGUGUAAGUAGCGCUGUAUACGGAAGUUAGAGUAUAUAGAAUGGCAAUUGUAAUAUUAUAGAUAAGAGUAUUCACCGCCAAAAUCCCAUUCCCCGCCAAAAUCCCAUUCCCUUCGGAUCAAGCGACCGCAACUGAACAUAACUUGAUACCUUUGUACAAAAAUUUAAUAAAAUAGAACCUUUCUCUCAUA
Sphaeroforma arctica JP610 is the source of this 2072-nucleotide messenger RNA. RefSeq names its product nucleolar protein 56. NCBI's taxonomy places the organism in Eukaryota, Ichthyosporea, Ichthyophonida. The coding region runs from base 185 to 1636 and encodes 483 amino acids. Gene Ontology annotation, molecular function: snoRNA binding. Gene Ontology annotation, cellular component: small-subunit processome; box C/D methylation guide snoRNP complex. The transcript has 5 exons. The record is from RefSeq and is a predicted model, not a curated record.